Messenger RNA from Rotaria sp. Silwood1, 1239 nucleotides. Lineage: Eukaryota; Metazoa; Rotifera; Eurotatoria; Philodinida; Philodinidae. The record is from the annotation of a GenBank genome assembly.
AUGGCAACAUCACCACUAUUGAAGCGUACUAUAUCGUUUGGUUAUCCUCAAACUAUAAAUGAUCAAGAAAUUUCAAUUAAAAGAUUAUCAUCAUCAUCAUCUUCUUGUUCUUCUUCAGUUAUAGAAGAUGAAAUAAAAAUUCUUGAUGAAACAAUAUCUGAAGACGAUAAGACACUUAUUCAAGAAUUACUUCAAUCUAAUAAAGAUCUUAAAAAAGAAAUUCAUAAUAUUUAUCAACAAUUAAAACAUACUAUAAAAAUAAAUGAACAAUGUGUUGAUCAAGCAUAUAACAUGACAAGUUAUACGAAAAACAAUAAAAUGUACAAACAAAAAUUUGAAGCAUAUCAAGAGACCAUUAAUAAUCUUCGAAAAACAAUUCAAACAAUGGAAAAGCGAUUUGAAAAAUUGAACAUCAUAGAACAACAACAACAACAACCAAAACAAAUUGAUUCUAAACAAUAUCAUAGUCUUUCUACCGAUCAUCGAUUUAUUUAUGAAUUAUUUCAUUUAUGUCUUCAACAUUCAAAAAACUCUUCAAAAUCAAGAAUAACAACAAUUCAGUCUCAUCAAGAUAUGAAAACAUAUAUACAACAAACAUUUAAUUAUUUAAUAAAAAAAUCAUCUGAAAUAAAUUCGAAUAAAACGAAUUAUUUUACUUGUAAAUGUUCGAAUCGAAUUGAUUCUAACCAUAGACCAAGUUAUCAAUAUUGUCUAGAUAUUAUUGAACAAUAUCAAACAUUAUUUGACAUAAAAUGUUUUACACAUAUGUCAACAUCACUUAUUGAUUUAUAUUAUAAACAUGGAGAAUUAAAUAAUUUUAUUCAUGCUGUUUCAAGUACAUUGGGUAUUAAUAAUAAAAAUCAAAAAUUAUUAUUUAAAACUUUAGAAAAAAUAAUUGAAGAUUCGAAAUUAGAUAAAAUGUUUACAUUUAAGAAAUUAACAACAUUAAAAGAAAUGAAUGAAGCAAUGAGAAAAAUUCAUUCUUAUGAUAAUAAUGUGCCUCAUUAUCAUCAAUUUAUUGAAGAAUUAGCUGAUUUACUUGAAGUAUCAAAAGUUGAUCAAAUAAUACCAGCUAUUAAAACACUUAAAUUACUUGCACAUGUUGAUACUGAACAACAGUCUAGUUAUUUACCACGUAUAUCGGCAAUAAAUGUACCUAAUGAGACAUAUUCAAAUUCAUUUCGAACAAACUCGUCGAGUUAUAAUUAUGAACAAUCGAUUGAAAAACAAACUGAAUGA